Mercenaria mercenaria is the source of this 2276-nucleotide messenger RNA. Its product is annotated as heat shock protein 70 B2-like. The record is from RefSeq and is a predicted model, not a curated record. Bases 134 to 2050 code for a protein of 638 amino acids. Gene Ontology annotation, biological process: protein refolding; cellular response to unfolded protein. Gene Ontology annotation, molecular function: heat shock protein binding; ATP hydrolysis activity; ATP-dependent protein folding chaperone. Gene Ontology annotation, cellular component: cytoplasm. Lineage: Eukaryota; Metazoa; Mollusca; Bivalvia; Venerida; Veneridae. The transcript has 2 exons.
UACAAUUAUUUCUACGAAUACACGAGAAUAAGAAGUUAAUACAGAGGCGAAGCAAACAGCUUUAUAUUUUCACAUAUUUUAAAUAUUACGGUUAUAUCUACUACUUUGUUUAUUAUAAAAUACGGAACAAAUUAUGAGCGGGCCAGCAAUUGGAAUAGAUCUAGGGACCACAUACUCGUGCGUCGGUGUAUUCCAGCACGGGAAAGUGGAAAUAAUUGCGAACGAUCAGGGCAACAGAACCACACCCAGCUAUGUGGCGUUUACAGACUCUGAGAGGUUGAUAGGAGAUCCAGCCAAGAAUCAGGCUGCCAUGAAUCCAACCAAUACAGUAUUUGAUGCUAAACGACUGAUAGGACGCAAGUUCGAUGACCAAAGUGUACAGAAUGACAUGAAGCACUGGCCAUUCAAGGUCGUUAACAAUGGAGGUAAACCCAAGAUCCAGGCAGAGUACAAGGGAGAAAUGAAAACUUUCGCUCCAGAGGAGAUUAGUUCUAUGGUACUGACUAAAAUGAAGGAAACUGCUGAAGCUUACCUCGGAAAGAAAGUCAGAAAUGCAGUCGUCACGGUACCUGCAUACUUCAAUGACGCACAGAGGCUUGCCACCAAAGAUGCCGGUGCUAUUGCAGGACUUAAUGUAAUGCGAAUCGUGAAUGAACCAACAGCGGCUGCACUGGCCUAUGGACUUGAUAAAAAUUUAAACGGCGAAAAGAAUGUGCUCAUAUUUGAUCUUGGCGGAGGAACAUUCGAUGUUUCAAUCCUAACAAUUGACGAAGGGUCAAUAUUCGAGGUCAGAUCAACAGCGGGUGAUACACAUCUUGGCGGUGAGGACUUUGACAACAGAAUGGUCAGUCAUUUUGUACAGGAGUUUAAACGUAAGCACGGAAAGGAUAUGAGUACAAAUUCACGAAGUAUGCGCAGGUUGAGAACAGCAUGUGAACGAGCAAAGAGGACUUUGUCAAGCAGCACAGAGGCGAACAUAGAGAUUGACUCUCUUAAUGAGGGAAUCGACUUCUAUAGUAAAAUAACAAGGGCAAGGUUCGAAGAGCUAUGUGGCGACCUGUUCCGUGCUACCAUGGAACCCGUAGAGAAAGCUCUCCGUGACGCUAAAAUGGACAAAUCAAAGAUACACGAAGUAGUGCUUGUUGGUGGGUCAACACGUAUUCCGAAAAUUCAGAAAUUAUUACAAGAUUUCAUGAAUGGUAAAGAACUUAACAAAUCUAUAAAUCCCGACGAGGCUGUAGCCUACGGUGCCGCCGUUCAGGCAGCAAUAUUAUCCGGCGAUAAAUCUGAUGCGAUAAAGGACGUUCUUCUGGUCGACGUUGCUCCACUUUCUCUUGGCAUCGAAACGGCCGGUGGCGUUAUGACCAAAAUUAUAGACAGAAACACUAAAAUACCCACGAAGGCAUCACAGAACUUUACGACAUACUCCGACAACCAGCCGGCAGUCAGCAUUCAGGUUUUCGAGGGGGAAAGAGCGAUGACCAAGGAUAACAACCUCCUAGGUCGCUUUGAUCUCACUGGUAUACCACCUGCUCCACGUGGGGUUCCUCAAAUUGAAGUCACGUUCGAUAUCGAUGCUAAUGGUACAUUAAACGUAUCGGCCCAGGACAAAAGCAAUGGCAAAAUCAAUAAAAUAACGAUUACAAACGACAGAGGGCGUCUGUCUAAGGAAGACAUUGAUAGAAUGGUGAAUGAAGCAGAAAAAUACCGCGAAGAAGACGAGAAGCUUAGACAAAAGGUAGACGCAAGAAAUAAACUUGAAAGUUAUGUGUUCAGUGUGAAACAAGCAGCAUCUGAAGCAAACAACGAUAAGUUAUCGUCCGAAGAUAAGGAAACCGUGAACGCGACGUGUGAGGAAUGUGUUAAGUGGUUGGACAAUAAUACAAUGGCGGAGAAAGAAGAAUUCGAUCAUAAACUUGAAGAACUUCAGAAGAAACUUUCACCAAUUAUGGUAAAACUUCAUGGAGGAGCUCAGCAGAAACAGGAACAAUAUAGUGGUUCCCAGAAUGCGGGUGGAGGACAGGGACCUACAGUAGAGGAGAUGGAUUAAAGAAACUACCAUUACCUUAUUUGACAUAAUAAUAAUUGUUAAAUUUACCACAUUGGUCGGUAAAAGUGACGACAUUUUAGCUAUUCACAAUUAUUUGUAUUACUUAAGACAUUCAUCCUGUGGUAUCAUCCAUUUCAUUCAUUUAAAAUGUCUUUCACUUAUUAUACAAAAGUUGAAUGUUUUUUACAUAUAUAUUGAAUUAAUAAAACUGUCUAUGAAAAUUUUC